Messenger RNA from Zalophus californianus (California sea lion), 1897 nucleotides. RefSeq lists its product as uncharacterized. The record is from RefSeq and is a predicted model, not a curated record. Lineage: Eukaryota; Metazoa; Chordata; Mammalia; Carnivora; Otariidae. The transcript is spliced from 5 exons. The coding region runs from base 1 to 411 and encodes 136 amino acids.
AUGGCCCCUCCCGCCCCGCUCGCCCGCUCGCUCGGGCUCGGCGCGGACCCGCCCGGGCGCGCUCCUCCCGCCGGCUGCCGGCGUCCCACCGCCCAGCGCGGAACGGGCCAGCGGUCCCCGCCACCCUUGAGGGCGCUGCCGACACCCAGUGCGGAGGCUCGCCGGCGGAGGUCGCUACGGGAGGCUAGACCGCGUUGGCGCGCGGCUCUCCUACCCGCAGGUCUUCCUUUGAUACAGUGGAUGGUGACUCUGCUCUUCUGCCUGAGAAUGGUUCAAAGUGUACCAUGCGGGCUCUCUCUGGGAGUCCCCUCUGAACUCCAGCCACCUGCCCUCUACUUGAUGAAUACUAGGUGGUCAGACACUCAGAAGCAACCACAAAAGAUGCUGUGUGCUACCCGGCUACCAGGUUGACUCCACAAUGGCCUCUGUCCUUGGGGUCGCUGUCUCCGAAGACGGGACUGAAGCCCGGAACAGCAAUGGACACAAAAGCAGCAGCACCGAGGAGGUGACCGCACGCCCGCCAGCCACCCAGAGACCUCCAGGCAUGGUGUGGUGGGGCAGCUGGUGUUGUGAAUCAGGCCGUUGCCAAUCAGAGAACGGCUACUUCACAACACCAGGGUCACACCCCACCACGGGCACCGGCUGCCGUCCAGACUCCACAGCGGCUCGUCUUGGGGACACGGCCAAGCCCUCCGGAACCCCAGCACAUGUGCAGCCGUGGCCCGUCCGGCAUGCGGUGUGGAGCCCACUGCACAGGGGCCUGGGGCUCUGUGUCCCCUGGCACAGACAGCACCACUCCAGGCAGCACUGGCCUCCGCAGAGGAAAUGGUGCUACAGGCUUCCCACUGAGGAAUGGAGCUUUGGCCCCUCAGAAGGGUUAAGCGCCACUAAACUGAACACUUCCUCCUAGGUGCUAGGAACACAUGGGGUGAACUUGGGUCUGGGUUUUGAGAUUUAUGGUGGGAGCUUUGAACAGGCAAGGUGCUGGGAAGGGCAGCCCUAGUUACGGAUGGUGGCCUCAGGGGACACUGCUGGAAAGACGAAGGCCUUCCGUAGCCACACAGAUGGAGCGCACAUCUAUUUCCUAGAUGGUCCCAGGUUCCCUGGAGACUAAAUGCCUUUCCUUGAGUGUGAGAGGGCCACCCACGGCUCUCCAUCUGGCAAGUGUCUCCAGCUUGGCUGGCUCAGAGCCAAGCACAAGAGGACCCUUCCUAGUCUGACACUCCCGUCCCGGUAAGGUGGCCUGUCACCUGUGCUGACAGGUGGGCUUUCUUUCCACGCACGGGGCCUCACAGCCAGGGACCUGGCAGAGUUGGAAAUGAACGGAGGUCUCCAGAGUUCAUGUCUGUCAUGCCUGACUUAAAUCUUACACGUGACAACAUAUUUCAGAGCCAAGCGGGAAGUUUAGAGGUGGAGUGUCGGCCAGCAUCCUUUCUGAAGCGCUGAGGAAAAGGAGGAGGUCUACCUCCAGCUGGCUGUCACUGCCAGAGCUAGACCAGAGCCCCUCUGGUUAGCCCAGGCUCUGUGUCACCUCAUUGCUGGGCCACCAUCCCAUAGGAAGCAGAGGGACAGACAGUAACAAGCCUGGUGGAAACACUGCACAGAACAAGGUUACCCAGAGCCUGAGUUAAGCAGAACAGCCCUGAGUCUCUGUCCGCUUGGAGUUCCCAGAGGUGAGGUUACUGCUUCUGUGAUGUCUGCCCUGCACCCCAUCCCCAAGUCACUGUGGCAUCUCUGAAAUUUCUACUAGGUUAUGCUUGGGACAAGUAUCUUAGAGUUAAGAGUUCCAAUUUUUCAGGAAGGUCUACCUGCCUUCUCCUUAAAACAAAUAAACUGCAUGUCUCUGAGAAGCCAUCCACUUACCAGCUCCCCUACCACCAAGAGAGUCCAAGCUGGG